This is a messenger RNA of Rubroshorea leprosula, 911 nucleotides long. The record is from the annotation of a GenBank genome assembly. NCBI's taxonomy places the organism in Eukaryota, Viridiplantae, Streptophyta, Magnoliopsida, Malvales, Dipterocarpaceae.
AUAAAUAAAUUUCUACUCAAUGUAAUCCCAAUUUAAGGUUAGGGGCCAAAAAAAAGGCAUUAGUUUUCCAAACUGAUAUAGAUUAAUUAUAGAAGACCAAUUUAAUUCGCGGGAAAUGGAUGAAUCAUCACAGGCGUCGUCAUCGGAAGCGGCGACGGAUGGGAUAGAUCUAUCGCCGGAGCUGGUAGCUGCGAUCACGGAACCUGGCGUGGAUCAACCGACCACGACUCCGACUUCCGGACUGGACUCCCAUGGGCAGGAGUGUAUCGAAUCGAAACCGAAGUUUAGCCAGAGCGAUAUCCUGAAAGCAGUGGAGGUGGUGGAGAGAGAUUCUCUUGCUAUCGCCGAGAGCUUCUCCUCUCUCUUCGCUUCGCUUCGUCUGGCUCUCUCUGAGGUCACUAGCUGCUCAGUUGAUCACAUGCAGUGCUUUGCUGAUGCUGCAGGGCAGCUUCAAGAAUCUGCACUUGAUGCAGCAACAAAGGGGAAUCGGUAUAUAAAUUCAUGUCUCAGAUUAAAUGAGGAGAUGAAAGGUGUUGAUGGUUUAGCUUCAGAACUAAAAAUUAUUCGGAGGAAUGUAGAUGCUCUUGACACAGCUGUGAACAAGCUAUUGCGUCUACCAUGAUGUUGAACCAUCAACUACUAGAUGGACUUUGUUGUGCUGCAGUACUUGUUUCGUGUAGAACCUUCUUUUUACUUUUGUAGUUUGUAAUGAACUGUUUAAGAUGAUAAUAACCCUUUCCCAUUAUCUCUCCAAAAUAAAUUUGUACCUAUUUAUACAAGUCUUGAUAACCAGAAACUAGUUGUGUAUGCAUAAUGAACCAGCAGCUGUUAGCAAAUUGAGUUCAUUUUAGGACCAAGGCUCUGUAUUAGGGAUUUAAUUAAUACACUGUGGACUCCUUUUGCUCAUUUUU